AAGCUUUGUCUCGCUCGCUCUUUAGCCUUCCUCGCCACCUCUUUAGAACGUUAAGCUCUUGUCGCCACGUUCGAAGAAGAGAACCUUGAGCUCCUUAACGUUCUGUAUUAAAAAGAGCGGCGGCGUUGGUUUAGCCUAAUAUUUUUAAACAUCCAAACUAAAAAGUGUGGGGAAAUAAUUGAAAAAACCCGCUAGGCAAAAUGAGGGAAAUCGUACAUAUUCAAGCUGGGCAAUGUGGUAACCAGAUCGGUGCUAAGUUCUGGGAGGUGAUUAGUGAUGAACAUGGGAUUGACCCCACUGGAACCUACCAUGGCGAUAGUGACCUACAGCUUGAUCGCAUCAGUGUUUACUACAAUGAAGCCACAGGUGGCAAAUACGUUCCUCGUGCCAUCUUGGUUGAUUUGGAGCCAGGAACUAUGGACUCAGUGAGGUCUGGACCAUUUGGCCAGAUCUUCCGACCAGACAACUUUGUAUUUGGCCAGAGUGGAGCUGGCAACAACUGGGCCAAAGGUCACUACACAGAAGGUGCUGAGCUGGUGGAUUCAGUCCUGGAUGUGGUCAGGAAGGAAGCAGAGAGUUGUGACUGUCUGCAGGGUUUCCAGCUGACCCACUCUCUGGGUGGCGGAACCGGUUCUGGGAUGGGCACCUUGCUGAUCAGCAAGAUCCGUGAAGAGUACCCUGACCGCAUCAUGAACACCUUCAGUGUGGUGCCAUCUCCUAAGGUCUCUGACACAGUGGUGGAGCCAUACAACGCCACCCUCUCAGUGCACCAGCUGGUAGAGAACACAGAUGAGACCUACUGCAUUGACAAUGAAGCCCUCUAUGACAUCUGCUUCCGUACCCUCAAGCUCACCACCCCUACCUACGGCGACCUUAACCAUCUGGUCUCUGCCACCAUGAGUGGUGUAACUACCUGCCUCCGCUUCCCUGGACAGCUGAACGCUGAUCUCCGCAAGCUGGCAGUCAACAUGGUCCCGUUCCCCCGGCUCCACUUCUUCAUGCCUGGGUUUGCCCCCUUGACCAGCCGUGGCAGCCAACAGUAUCGUGCCCUGACGGUGCCAGAGCUGACACAGCAAGUUUUUGAUGCCAAGAACAUGAUGGCAGCAUGCGACCCCCGCCAUGGGCGCUACUUGACCGUGGCAGCUGUCUUCCGGGGCCGUAUGUCCAUGAAAGAGGUGGAUGAGCAGAUGUUGAACGUGCAGAAUAAGAACAGCAGCUACUUCGUAGAAUGGAUCCCCAACAAUGUCAAGACAGCCGUGUGUGACAUCCCUCCUCGUGGUCUGAAAAUGGCUGUCACCUUCAUUGGCAACAGCACAGCCAUCCAAGAGCUCUUCAAGCGCAUCUCUGAGCAGUUCACAGCUAUGUUCCGCCGUAAGGCUUUCCUCCACUGGUACACAGGUGAGGGCAUGGACGAGAUGGAGUUCACAGAAGCAGAGAGCAACAUGAACGACCUGGUCUCCGAGUACCAGCAAUACCAAGAUGCCACAGCCGAGGAAGAAGAGGAUUUCGGUGAAGAGGCUGAGGAAGAAGCAUGAGGCUAAAUCUACUACCAUUAAAAAAAAAUUAAAUAAAAUCCGCACAAAAUAAAAAUUAAAAAAAAAAUUGCAUCUCCAUGUUCUAUUUCUUUUCCCCUUCUUCUGAAGCCUAGUCUGUCAACCCCUUUGUCCACGCUUCUCUUAAUGAGUCAGUCUUUGUUUUAACACUUGCUUGAGGUUAUCUUGACUCUUCUUCUUUGUGUUUCUUCUCAGUGGUGGGAACAGCCUAUGGUUGAUUAACAAAGGAAAUGGUGACUAGGGAGUCCCUUGAGAGUGACUAAAUGGAGCCAGUGUGAAAAGUGGAGUUCUGUCUUGGCUACUAUCCAUGAUUAAAGUUCUUAUUAGUCCCCAGAAUAAGUAGAUAAAUUCUUUCCUCAUCCUGAUCUUCACUACCACAGUUAAUCAUGUGCACUAUUAGCUAAGCUUUGUGAAAGGGGAAGGUGGUUCAAUACUCUCCUUGGACCCAUACCAGACAAGUAGAAAGGCAGCUGAAUUAAAAUGGAGACAUGUUCCUGAAAUGAAUACGUCCUGUCUAGUUUGGCUUUAGUAGAAAAUAAUUUGGCUUCUGUUAAUGUGAGCCACAAACCAUUGAUUUCAGGUUGCAUUUGCUAAUAGGCAGGGGUUUAGUUUUGGGGAAGCCUGCAGAAUGGAAUGCUAAAAUGUUUUGCAGUCUCAUAGAUUUCUACCUCAGCAGGUGUCUAUAAAUGUUCCCUGGUCUGUUAUCUUCCCCAGAUAUUUGCUUUUGAAGAAACUGCCCCCUCAAACAUCUUAACACAACUAAUAUUAACGUGGAAGGGUCUUGCUGACUACGAUGACAAAAUGAUUGUUCUCUUUGCGGGAACCAUAUUGUCAGAUGUCUUUGGCUACAUGGUUUUGACACUGUGUGCCUGCAAUAUAGAAGUGCUGGGUAUGCCAGACUUCACAUCCUUGCCUCUUCAUUAAUGCUCAUUGCUCCCAGGAUGUAUGCAAAUGUGUAUCGGUUCAUCUGCUCAUUCAAAAUCUGAGCCUAUGGUCAGGGAUGACAGCUAGCUCCUGACUUGGCAGUUGCUUUUUUUAGUAUCUGUUCCACAACAGUUGCCUUAUUAAAAUGUAUUUCAAAUGAAGGGAAGAACAGAAUACACUCAUUUUUGUCUGGAAUAAUGUUUUGAGACUUGAAUCCUAUCAAAGGUUAAGGUGGAAAGACUGGGACUUUGUUGACAGGUCUGGGGGAAAGUGCUAGUGCUAGACCACUGAUGUGCACACACUGCUUGACAAUGUGUCUUCUAAGGUAAUUGAACUAAACACAAGUAGUAUCAGAUUGCAAGGGGGUCUGUCACCAUUGAAGAAGCUGUCUGCCGUCUGAAGAAAUAACUGUACCACUGCAAUAUUUUUAAGUAACCAAGGCUUAAUUUGCUUUUGCUCACAGCUGUCAAAACAGGUCAAAACUAAAAGAUCAGUGAAGAAUCAUGGAGGUUAGCAUUAAAAAUGCCAGCAAAGACCUGCUGCACACAUAUAGCAUGUAGGAGAGUCUGUCCAAAUAGGGGGUGGGAUACCAUAUUUGAGUAUUCUGUGGGUUGGGGAGAGAAACAACUAGCCUGAGCACUCUUGACUGAACUUUUUUUCCAUUUCAGUGAGCAAUUUAUCCAUGGCAAUACCCCAAUAUCAGUCUGAAAUUUUAAAAAGCCUACUAACCAGUCUCCAUGUUGCUGUUUCUGUAGCCCAGGCUGUUGCUAUUAAUGUUGAAGCUGGCUUUUUUACUCUCUUGCUUAUUGCCUCAGCUUCUCCCCAUCUUCCUCCUCACUUAUUUUUUUCCUCUCAUCUUACUCUUUUUUAAAGAAAAAAAACAUCCCUGCUUUUUCAUAUUGAAAAGAUGUCUUUGAACAAAAAUAAAAGGGUUUUUGUUUUC
Rhineura floridana is the source of this 3420-nucleotide messenger RNA. RefSeq names its product tubulin beta class I (gene TUBB). The coding region runs from base 201 to 1535 and encodes 444 amino acids. The transcript has 4 exons. Lineage: Eukaryota; Metazoa; Chordata; Lepidosauria; Squamata; Rhineuridae. Gene Ontology annotation, molecular function: GTPase activity; structural constituent of cytoskeleton; GTP binding. The record is from RefSeq and is a predicted model, not a curated record. Gene Ontology annotation, biological process: mitotic cell cycle; microtubule cytoskeleton organization. Gene Ontology annotation, cellular component: cytoplasm; microtubule.